Messenger RNA from Mercurialis annua (annual mercury), 1167 nucleotides. RefSeq names its product protein ALP1-like. The transcript is spliced from 4 exons. The coding region runs from base 1 to 1167 and encodes 388 amino acids. The record is from RefSeq and is a predicted model, not a curated record. NCBI's taxonomy places the organism in Eukaryota, Viridiplantae, Streptophyta, Magnoliopsida, Malpighiales, Euphorbiaceae.
AUGACGGAAUAUAUGACAAAUGAUUCUUUAUUGAAUUCAACAAGCUCUGAUUCAAGUGGUGAUGAUGAUAGUAGUGACGAUAGUAUGGGGGACUUACUUAUGGUAAGAUAUCUGAUGGCUAAUAAACGUUAUUUUAUCGAUAAAAUUCCUUGUAGGACUUCUAUGCUCAGUGGAAAAGAAUAUAUACUUGAGGUUUUAGUCGGAAAUCCAACUAGAUGUUAUGAAGGUUUUCGUAUGAAACCCCAUGUAUUUAAAAAUUUAUGUAAUAGAUUAAAGAUGAUGAAUUUGUUGCAUGAUGCUAAAGAUGUAAGUGUAGAAGAAGGUGUUGCAAUGGGUUUAUCAAUUCUUUGUCAUGGUACAAGAGCAUUGGCUACUCUAGGAGUUGAUUUGAUUAAACCAAUGAAUAGAGGAGAUAUACAACCCGAGAUCGAAAGUAAUCCAAAAUGGUUUUCCUAUUUCCAGAAAUGCAUUGGUGCUAUUGAUGGCAGCCAUAUAGCAGCUUGGGCUCCAGCUUCUAAGCAAAAAACUUUUCGUGGAAGAAAAGCCACACUUGUCACUCAGAAUAUCAUGGCAGUAUGUUCUCAUGAUAUGAUGUUUACUUUUGUAUAUGCCGGAUGGGAAGGUACUGCAAAUGAUUCGCGUGUAUUUAUUGAUGCAUUAACAAGACAAACAAAUGGAUUUCCGUUUCCUACUAACGAUAAUUAUUAUGUCGUAGAUGCCGGUUAUCCUAAUAUUCCUGGAUUUUUAGCUCCAUAUCGUGGUGAAAAAUACCACUUGAAUGAUUUUCGUGGACAUGGAAGAAUCCGAAAAAAGUAUGAACUUUUUAAUUAUAGGCAUUCAUCGCUUCGCAAUAUCAUAGAAAGGGCUUUUGGAGUAUUGAAGGCAAGAUUUCCUAUUCUGAAAUCAAUACCAAGUUAUCCUUUACGUCGUCAAAAGUUGAUCCCCAUAGCAUGCUGCACUUUACACAAUUUUAUUAGAAAAGAAGACAGAGCAGACAAACUUUUUACAUUAUAUGGUAGAGAAGGAUUAGAAGUUUAUGAAGAAGAUAAUCUGAGAGUGGUACAAGAAGGCGUUCAUAUAGAUAUGUCUCAACAAAGUCAAAUGAGUGCGAUUAGAGAUAAUAUAGCGGAUCAACUAUGGAAUGAUUACAAUAAUCAUCGGAGAUAA